ACAGGUCACAAGUCAUUGCCUUCAGCUAAAGUGAUUAUGACCCAAGGAAAAGGGUGGUCACCUGACAUGAAGAUCAUUUACAACAGAUCUUCAACCACACCACUUGCAGGGUUCAGGAGUGGGCUUGGUGAUACCUCUCGUCGUACACGUCAACGUAUUUUGGGCACUGCUUCAAAUCAGCAGGAUCUAGAGACAUCUUCUGGUUCACGUGAACCUUCAACAAGUUCUUACCAUAGUGACAACUCAACCACAUCUAUUGCUAACCCUUAUUUGGGCAGUGGGAAUCCAACUCGAGACAUGGGGCGGUUAGAAGUAUCUCCCAGACCACAGUUUCAGCUGCCUGGCAAGUUUGCAAGGCCUCCACCAUCCAUCUCUGGAGACAGCUCUUCUGAAUUCUCUGAAGGAGAAAGUCGAGCAGGUUCUCGAAGAUACUACCACCCUCGGAAGUUGUACCGCAUGUCAGAAAAUGGGAAAGACUUUCUUAUAACUACCAACAAUUUCUACUCCUCUGAAGCUUAUGAUUCGGGUUUUGGCCCAGAGUCGUCUGAGACUAGUUCAGUGGUGUCAGGAGACGAUCUGAAAGAAAUGAAUGAGUUUGGAAAACCAAAAUUAAAGGAUAGAGUUGAAGCUCAUGGGCACAACACAAGAGAAACCAACACAUAUUCAGUAUCUUUCAAUACUAAUGCAUCAACUCCUAAAUCAGCAAAAAAAUUGAAACUGCCAUCAACAGAUCGAUUUGGAAGAAAGACGACAUCAACCAUUUGUCACAAAUCUCAGAGUACAGAAAAUUUGUACUCUGGCAGAUACAGUGAAAAGUUGCAGGUUUAUCGGCAAAAUUCAUCCGGAUAUGGUCGAAAAGGACGACGAUCUUCGACAGAUUCAUCAAACUGCACACCACCUAUUUCAAGGAAUUUUUCUCAGAGUGGUGACAUGAGUGAAAUUGGCUCUUCGUUAUUAAGAAACUCACCUGGACAGUUUUCCUACAAACCACCAACAAAUGUUCGACCAAAAGUAGACACAGGGAGUAAAACUUGGGCGUUCAGGCAGCGUCCAUCCAGAAAAUCUGUAAGUCCUGAUAUUUAUUGUCAUUCUUCUGGAGGAAGCACCACUCCAUCUCCCAAUAAAACAGUCAUAAAACUGAAGACCAGAAGUGCAGAAUCCAGCCUCCAUUGUAGUCCUAGAAAAGAAUCUUCCACCAAACCCACGGCUAGCAAGAUGCAAAGUCUCUUAAAAGACAUUGAUUUAGGUACAGAUGAUCAGUUCUUAAGUGAAAUGCAAAAAUUCAUACAUAGCUAUAGAGAAAAAAUUGAGAAAAAACUGAAGGAAGAACAAGAUGAUACACCUCUAACCUUUAAUGAUAACACCUCCUCGACACCAGCCAUGAUCUACUCUCCCGAUUCGGAUCAUCCUUCAAGUCGAGGAUCUAGUUGCAUCCAGCUGUCUCCAAAAAUUCGUCCCAGGCGUGGGAGUCAGGGUGGGUCUACAAAAAUUCCUGUACCAAUGUGGUAUAACAAAUAAAUUGUGCAGUUCUAAAGGACAGUAAUAAAAAUGAUUAAAUAUGCUUAGCACCCUGUUGUGUCUUCUUACUCUAGAACGUGUCCACCCCAGUCAAGCAAGUAGCUACCACCCACAACAAUUCUACACAAUUAUAAUAUCAGAAGCAAAUAGCCUAACAUUGUAAAGUAGGGAAGGAAAUCAGUUUGUGAAAUAUCUCAUCAUAAACAGAAAGUCAGGUGAAAGCAAACAUGCUAAAAAUAACAACAUUCCAAAGUUUGAACAUCGGAUUGAUUUCUACUACCUUUUGUAAUGGCUCAGUACCGAUAACAUAACAGAGUUUUGUAACAAGAGAUCAAGAGUAACUGUACCAUAAACUAACGCAAAAUUUAAUAUGUUCCACUACUUUGCUGUUGAAUAUCUUUCCGCGAUUCCAAACUGUACAGUAAGUUACCAGCUCAGUAUUAUAAACCUGGCUUUCCGUCUGGAGUGAAUAUACUAUUACCCUGAUUCCUUUUAAAUAAAUAACUCUUGAUAUUCAUUAUGCUAAAUUUGUUAUAUCAAUAUCACACGUGUCUAAUAAACAGUGCUAUUUUGGUUUUUAUCA
Messenger RNA from Limulus polyphemus (Atlantic horseshoe crab), 2101 nucleotides. RefSeq lists its product as uncharacterized. Lineage: Eukaryota; Metazoa; Arthropoda; Merostomata; Xiphosura; Limulidae. The transcript is spliced from 2 exons. The coding region runs from base 37 to 1518 and encodes 493 amino acids. The record is from RefSeq and is a predicted model, not a curated record.